Molecule: messenger RNA, 2388 nt
Organism: Myripristis murdjan (pinecone soldierfish)
Lineage: Eukaryota; Metazoa; Chordata; Actinopteri; Holocentriformes; Holocentridae
Gene: klhdc3l
Product: kelch domain containing 3-like
Exons: 8
Coding region: 87-1409 (440 amino acids)
Molecular function (GO): protein binding
Source: RefSeq, a predicted model, not a curated record
GCAAACCCCUAAUUACAACGUAGACAGCGGAAUCGGACAUUGAGUAGCGGCAACUGAUCCAAAAAAUAAUCUCAUGACAGUGGAGAAUGCCCACAAUGAGUCAGAAGAGUAUCUGCCUGUGGACUCAGCUCCCCCAGAGCACCCAAUCACCGUCUGACCGAUUCAAGCAUGCAUGCUGUACCUAUGAUGGGCAUGUCUAUAUCCUGGGAGGCAGGGACAACAACUCUCUGAGGGACUUCUGGAGGUAUAGCGUGGUGCGUAAUGAGUGGACAGAGUUGGUCUGCACUAGUAAGGCGGCACCAGAAGAACUUGAGGAACACUCUAUGGUGGCUCAUGAGGGUUUUCUGUAUGUGUUUGGAGGAUUACUGGAUUCUGCAUACACCGAAUGGAGAUGUCCUCUUUGGGUAUUUGACAUUGCAAAGCAGAAAUGGGUGCACUGGCAGGGAAAGAAGCACUCCACCCAGAUGCCGACCAACAGAAAGGGACACAGUGGUGUGGUGUUUGGCUCUGAGAUGUUCAUUUAUGGAGGAUACAUAGACAUGAGAGGUUCCUCACAAGAAUUUUGGAGUUUGAAUUUUGAUACCAUGGAUUGGUCUCAGGUGGAUGAGUGCCAUUUGGGCUCACUGGGUCCAGGCCCCAGACAUAGCCAUUCUGCCAUGGCUCAUAAGGACUGCAUGUAUGUGUUUGGGGGUUUGCAAGGCCUGCGGGAGCAGAGAGACUUCUGGAGGUGGAACUUUACCAGCCACACCUGGAGCUGCCUUAAAAGCAUGUCAGGUCCCUCUAGACUAGUGGGCCAUUCAGCCGUGGCCUACAAGGACAGCAUGCUUCUUUUUGGUGGAGGUGAGAGCCAGGACUCCCCCAAGAACUGCCUAUGGAGGUACAGCUUCACCACUCACACAUGGGAGAGGUUAGCCAUGCUGGCCGGCUCAAAUCCUCCCCCCAGGAUCCACCACUGCUGUGCUGGGCUGGGUCCCAGCUACAAGCCUGCAACCAGCGGCCUCUUCUCCAGCUCUCACCACUUGAGUUCAGGACUCAUGCCCAAGCUGCUGGACAGCAAACUCAGGCCCUUCAAGAACAAGUGCUUCCCAUCACCACUUACUUUUCUGGGGACAGAGGUUGCUAUUGAGCUGGAAACAUUCAGCCCGGGCAAAACACCUCCAACAUUUGCAGUGGUGGAGUGCGGAAACAAGGGCUUGACAGACAAAGAUGCCCAGCAGAUUGGGAACUGUCUGACCUUUGAGAAUCAGGCCCUGAGUACCCAAUGGAGCUGUGAGGAGGAGGGCCUGGUUGAUACAGAGGAGGACGAUAUAUCCCAGCACCUGCCCGACUUGCUGCUGGUGCUUGGGGGAAAACCUCUGACCAGACACAUGCCAAUCUCUGUGUGGCAGGUGACCCUGACUGACUCAUAAGACCCUACAAGGAGCCAUGAUAACUUGAAAGUAAUACAUUUUCCCCACUAUGUGAAAUAAACAUUGCAAUGAUAUUCUCAGUUCCACAAAAGCCUAGUUUACACUGUAAUGGUUAUCGUAGCAAAAAGACAUGAUCAAGACAUAUAUAUUUUAUAUCUACUAAUUUAUAUGGAGUUUAUGCUAAACACAGUUAGCUGUGUCCAGACUAUGAGUACAUUUUAAUGCUCAGCCUUAAUAGAAUUCUGCCAUUUAUUUGUAUGUAGUGUGCAGUUUUCCUGUAAUUGCAAUACAAUAACCUAACCAACACAAGGAAUACCCCAAUGUUACAUAUAUUGUAUGUGAAUGUUAACUUUUCUAAAUAGGCCUCACAAAUUUAAACGUAUUACUAACAUUCUGAAGUUCAGAAAUUCUAGCCUGUUUGAACAAUUUAAGCAUGUUGUUGAAAAACAUAUAGCUCGAAGACAUUAUUUUUGAUAAUAAUUACCUGUUUUUAUAUUUGAGUUUUUGUGUUUUAUGUGUUUUUAAACUGCAUUAACUGUUACUGAAUGCUGCUUAAAGGGAAAACACCAGAACAUCAUUUGUAAUGAAAGGACUGAACUUCUAGGUCUUCCUGAAUGGAAUCAACCACAGCUGAAAUGUUCUACCUUUAUUUAGUUGUAGCAGUUGUAGAAUCUAACCAUUUGAUUAGCCAUAUGCUGGUUGUAAAAUUACCAUCAGAGAAUACUUCCUAACAUGAAUUUUUGCACUCUGUUUACCUCACUUCACCGAUGAUGCCUUACUUGUCCACUGAAUGGUGGCUGUUUACAUAAAGGUUUUCUACAUAAAAAUAUAUGGAACAAAGGUUAAGCGCACCACAGUAUUCUGAAGCAGAUGUGUGGAUGUGUGUGUGUGUGAAUAUGUGUGCAUGCACGUGUGUAAAUUUAAAUAACUGCAAAUCAAACCCAAUCUCUAAACCUACUUCAAGUAUCCUGUUAUUAAU